Messenger RNA from Dentiscutata heterogama, 1077 nucleotides. The record is from the annotation of a GenBank genome assembly. NCBI's taxonomy places the organism in Eukaryota, Fungi, Glomeromycota, Glomeromycetes, Diversisporales, Gigasporaceae.
AAACUGAUAGUUCACAAGUAGCUUGGAAAACCGGUCUGAAUAAAAAGAUUAGUUCCAGAUCAAGUUUUUAUAAACCUGAACAAUUUACUAAAGACGCUUUAAAAAGAAAUAAGCUCAUUCCCGUUACUGCAGUAAUAUUGGGAUGGAAGCGUACCGAAAGUUUGAAGGUAGUGGUGAAUUAUAUUUCAAAAUAUCCUUUUAUAAAAGAAAUCUUGAUAUGGAAUAAUAACAAUGAAACAAGGCUUAAUAUUGAGGAUUUCAAAUUAAAUAAUAAUAUAAAUGUAGUUUUGAAUGUGUUUAAUUCUGAUGAAAAUCUUCAUGAUCUUUCUAAAUAUAUAACAUGUUCUAUGGCUGAAUAUGACUACUGUUAUUUCCAAGAUGAUGAUUGGCUAAAUUUAUAUAUGGAUAGUACUUAUACUAAUUUCCUCAAAAACCCCAGUCUGAUUCAUUCAAACACAAAGCCACUCAUCCAUUUAGAACAUCGAAGAUGGAUGUUUUCUAAUGCAGAUAAGAAUAUUCAUACCGGUUUCACUUGGCUCGGUUGCGGUUCUUUUGUUUCACGAACAAAAGUUCAAAGGUUUCUCGGUCAACUUGGUUAUAUUUCAUUAUCCAAAGAACGCCUUAAACUUGCGGAUAUGUACUUUUCUUUGUGGACAAACCAGUAUCCUUAUCAGCUUUGUAAUCCUUUAACUCCGUUGGAUCAAGAUAACGGCUGGAGUAAUAGCGUUGAUCAAUGGUCCAUAUUUUAUAAUAAUAUUCUUGAUGCGGCUCAAAAAUUAUACACUUCAUUAGCCGCCAAACCAGUUUCCAAUCAUUUCGAACGCGUGGAAGAAACUCCUUAUUAUCACGAACGCGCUGUCAGAGCACCGUGCAUAAACGAUAAAUGUCUUUUCAUCACGAAUAUCGACCCAUUUCCUCAUCCAUCUCGUGUUUAUUACGCGAAUAAUAUUUCCCAUGUUCAUGAACAAGAAACUAAAUUCAAUGCUUUGGAUUUUCCAAGCAAUGACUUCUGGGAAAACCAUGCUUAUCAUAAUGCCGUAGAUUUGAAUCUAACCACUUGUUGGAAUUCAUUUAAAA